GGCAGCAAAAAACCAGGAACAGCAAGAAUGGUGGGGGACGCAAGAACACAAAAGAAAUUCUGAUGACUCUGUUGAGUGUUAGAGAGACAGGGGCAGAUAUCAUCUAUAAAAGUGUGUGUAGGGAAGAGGAGAGACUCCCAACUCCAACAGCCACACGAGUGGCUCUGUAUUGGACCCUGUGCUUGCCAUAGCCAUUUGUCUCUCUCACCUAAGUUUUCUUCUCUCUACUUUCUCCAUUUUCUUUCUUUUUCUUAUUUUCAAAGUUUCAAAGCUACCUUGAUCUUUCUGCUUGAAUGCUUCCUGACAGAAGCAUUAUAGUCCUUAGCUGGCCAUUUUUGAAGCCCAUUGUGAAACAGGUCUAGGAAUGGCUCCGAGUGAUGUAAAGCUCAGAGAUGGCAUGGGGCAUGAGAGCGCUGAGGAUGAACAGAGCAACAACCACCAAAGGAAGGAGGAAGAUGACGGUGAUGGUCGACAAAGUGAGCUGCAGAGGAGGCGGCAGAAGCUGUGUGCUAGAGGGCAUUGGAGGCCAGCUGAGGAUGCCAAGCUCAAAGAGCUAGUCUCCAAGCAUGGCCCCCAAAACUGGAACCUGAUGGCCGAGAAUCUAGAAGGAAGAUCAGGGAAGAGUUGCAGACUGAGGUGGUUCAACCAGCUUGAUCCAAGGAUCAACAGGAAGGCAUUCAGUGAUGAGGAAGAGGAGAGGCUUCUGGCUGCCCACGGGAUGUAUGGCAACAAGUGGGCUUUGAUUGCCAGGCUCUUCCCUGGGAGGACAGACAAUGCUGUCAAAAACCAUUGGCAUGUCAUCAUGGCCAGGAAACAAAGGGAGCAGAGCAAUGCUUACAGGAGAAGAAAGCCAUUUUUGACUUCUUCUUCUAUCUCUUCCUUCUCUCACACCCUGCUCCUCCCCAACAGCAAAGAUGUCAAAACCAGCAACAACACCAAUGCGUGCAGUGGGGACUCGGUCAUCACCAGCACCAGAGAUGAGUCAUCCUCCACUUGCACUGACCUCUCCCUCAACUCCUUCACCAGCACCACUUUCCUUGCCUAUUCCAUGAUCAAUUGGUUUGAUGAAAAGGUCUUCACUGCAAGGAAGAGUUUUCUCCCUGGUGGCCAGUCUCCUCCUGAGGCCUCAGCAAAUCAACCAGUGACCUACCAGAGCAGCAAUGCUUGGCUUCAUGACGAAACAGAACAUGGGAGGAAGAAAAUUAUGAUGCCCUUUAUUGAUUUCCUAGGUGUUGGAGCAACAUAGAAGGUAGGAUAAGUGUUAAAUGCACAUGUAGAACUAUAAAGAGUGCUGGUAAACAUUGAAGAAGGGGGUUAUGGAGAGAAGUCCUCUUCUCACUCAAACGUCGCCCUUGAAGAACUUUGAUCCUUUGUUAAUGGUUAUUCAUCCUGCUUUAAGAACUUGUGAUUAUUUGUUUAAACUAGCAGACGAGAUCAAGUGAGGCUAGCUUCACAUUAUUGACCAAGAUUACCUGUAAGAGUCUUGACUAUGGUAUAGUAAUCAGUGGAACUGUGUCUCUUCUUGUUGAAA
Messenger RNA from Zingiber officinale, 1531 nucleotides. Its product is annotated as transcription factor CSA-like. The coding region runs from base 365 to 1246 and encodes 293 amino acids. Gene Ontology annotation, biological process: regulation of DNA-templated transcription. The transcript has 4 exons. Gene Ontology annotation, molecular function: RNA polymerase II cis-regulatory region sequence-specific DNA binding; DNA-binding transcription factor activity, RNA polymerase II-specific. Gene Ontology annotation, cellular component: nucleus. The record is from RefSeq and is a predicted model, not a curated record. Lineage: Eukaryota; Viridiplantae; Streptophyta; Magnoliopsida; Zingiberales; Zingiberaceae.